GUUCCCUGUCGGACACAUGAAUAGGGCGGACGUCUAGGGAAAACGUGAGAGUUGAAAGCAAGUUGAUGUUCAAAUGUUUACUUGACGGGUUUUAUAGAGUUUAAACUGUAUUGUCGAAUGUUAGAUAUUAACACGUAAAGCAGUGCAAAAUCGUGGGGAAAGCUUUGGAAAUAAUUAUGAAGAAGGAGCUUAAAAAGAGUGAGGCGGUCGAGUCUGACCAAAAGUCGGCGGACUAUGAGUUUGGACAGGUCUCCGGCAGCUUGUUUCCAACCCCCCAGGCGGGGUCAGGGUCUCUGUCGGCCUUGUUCAGUUCAGCCGCCCCCGCCCCGCUGCUGUUCAUUCCAGCACCGAAGCCCGCUGAAAAGAUCCCGGGAGUCAAGAAGCAGUCCGAGCCAGCAGGGGUCAAAGCUCAAGCCCUACAACGCCAGAAGAAACCACAGGAUGAGCCUGCAGACUGUCAGCAGCUGGUAGACAGGGAAAGCGCGCUGCAGAACGCAGACAAACAAGAGCAACAGAAGAAGCCCUCGAAGGCAAACCGGAGGAAAGCUGCCGUUGCUUUGGGAAUGGAUGAGGAAGAGGCGGUCCAACCAGCGAAGAGACCGAGAAACCCACCUUCAGCGUCUCACGAGGAAGACGAGGAGAAAAAGAAGAGGACGGUGUUCGUGGGGAACCUCCCUGCCAGCUUCACCAAGAAGGGCCUGCUGAAGCUGUUCAGAGAGAAGGGGGCCGUGGAGUCCACACGCUUCCGCUCAGUGGUGAGGGAGGAUCCAGCAGAUUCUCUUAGAGUAGCGACCAUCCAGCGUAAAGUUCACCCCAUGAAGCAGAGUCUGAACGCCUAUGUGGUCUUCAAGGACGAAGAGGGCGCUUGCAAGGCUUUGGAGAGGAACGGGCUGGAGGUGGCGAAAGAUUUCGUCAUCCGAGUGGACAGCGUGACAGACAGCACGCAUGACCACAAGAGGUCUGUGUUCGUGGGGAACCUGGCGUUCGAGCUGACGGAGGCGACUCUGCGGGAACACUUUGAGGGGUGUGGCGCCGUGACAGCCGUGCGUCUGAUCAGAGAUAAAAACACCGGGCUUGGGAAAGGCUUCGGCUACAUCCUAUUUGAGAGCGCUGACUCGGUGCAGCUGGCUCUGAAGCUGGACGGCACCCCCCUGGCGACACGCAAGGUCCGUGUCAAGAGGUCCGUCAAGAAGGAUAAGAAAGUCACACCCAGCGGCGCUGCCGCAGGAGGUGGAGCCAAGAAGGGGUCCACUGGCCCCGGACGUGGGGGCGGGGCGAAGGAGCGACCGGCGCCGGGAAAGGGUGUGAACGCAGCCGCCUUCCAGCGUCGCGUAGCGAUGAAGACGAAGCCGGCCAAGCCGUCGUCUUUCAGGGGAGAGAUGACCGACAGCACCAAGACCAAGAACAAGAGCAAGACCAAGAGCAAGAAGAAGUUCCAGAAGAUAAAGGGUACGAAGACCAAGGGCCAGAAGCCCAAAGGUGAAAAGCCCAAAGGUCCGAAGCCCAAGGCCCAGAAGCCCAAAGGUCAGAAGCCUAAGGGCCAGAAGACCAAGGCCCAGAAGUAGAAGAUUCACAUUGAAUAACCUCGUGGCCACGGGGGCACACUUGCAGAGUCUGGGACUUCUCGUUUAGAACCCAUGUGUUCUCCAGGGUUCUGAGGUUCUCCGUACUGGAAACGGAGCCAACCUUUUUUAUUUUAACAAUGCAGUUGGGUUACCUGCAUAUCAUGUUUAAGGGUCCUUGUUUGACCAUUCAUACGUCGGAGUGUCCCCAAAUGUAAAAUGGAUUGGUCGAUCAUAGAUCUGGAGACUCCCAUGUGUGAUGUCAAAACAUUAGUUUAGGAGAUGGUAUCUCACACCUGGUGGUUGAUGCAGCCCUGUCCUCUGUAAAUACUGUAAAUGAACCAUCAACACAGGGAAAUAAAACAGCAGUCAUUUCAUUCA
Molecule: messenger RNA, 1943 nt
Organism: Gadus macrocephalus (Pacific cod)
Lineage: Eukaryota; Metazoa; Chordata; Actinopteri; Gadiformes; Gadidae
Gene: rbm34
Product: RNA binding motif protein 34
Exons: 11
Coding region: 177-1565 (462 amino acids)
Molecular function (GO): RNA binding
Source: RefSeq, a predicted model, not a curated record